Papilio machaon (common yellow swallowtail) is the source of this 1533-nucleotide messenger RNA. RefSeq lists its product as uncharacterized. The coding region runs from base 20 to 877 and encodes 285 amino acids. Lineage: Eukaryota; Metazoa; Arthropoda; Insecta; Lepidoptera; Papilionidae. The record is from RefSeq and is a predicted model, not a curated record. Gene Ontology annotation, cellular component: transcription regulator complex; nucleus. The transcript has 2 exons. Gene Ontology annotation, biological process: regulation of transcription by RNA polymerase II. Gene Ontology annotation, molecular function: DNA binding.
CGACACUGAAACAUUUAUUAUGGCAAUUCAGAACCGUCCUGUAAUAUGGGACUCUCGUCUUCCUGAGUAUUCGAAUAAGAUUGCAAAAAGAAAGGCAUGGGAAGAGAUAAAUGAAAUAUUUAAUUCAGAAUUUGGAGAAAAAACAAAUAAAGAAAACAAUGCUUGUGCUAUUGAACUCCAGAAAAAAUGGAAAAGUUUAAAAGAUUGCUUUAACAGAGAACGGCUAAAGGAAAAAAACUCUCCCAGUGGGUCCGGGGCUAAACCCAGAAAACAAUAUGUUUAUUAUAAAUUAUUGACAUUUUUACAACCUUUGACCGAAAUCAGACCGCCAAGUCGACCUACAGUUACUGAGGAGGAGGAAAACGACUCCGAAGGCUGUCUGGAAUCUUUUGUUAUUCCAAAAUCAAAGAAGCUUAAAAAAAGUGAUGGCGAUGAUGAUGCACAAAACAAAUUGUACGAAAUUCUAACUGAGAAAUUGAACAAAGUCACGCCUACCAUUCAACAUCCAGAUCAACAUUUUUUACUUUCGCUUUUUCCACAUUUUAAUUCCAUAAAGGAAGAAUAUAAACUCGAUGCGAAAGCUGAAAUGAUAAAUUUGCUUCGCAAAUAUAACAAUAUGGCACAAACGUCUGCAUACACCAGUCACUAUGGAUAUCAGUCUGGAUACCAAAGCUACGACACAACUACUGCUCGUACAAGUACUGAAAGUAGCGUGUCGCAACUAAUAAAUAGCUACCCCUCGCCGCCAACGCCUGCUGGUGCCAAUGUCAAUACUGCAGGUAGUUCAUUGCAACAUAAUGAUAAUGAAAAUGAAUAUAAUUACAGUAAUGAUAAUUCUACACAAGAUUCUAUUAUCACAAACAUAUAUUCGCCGUAAAGUAAAAAGUAAGAAAUUACAAACCUGUUUAUGAUUAAUAUAGAAUUAUUAAUAAGUAUUUUUUAGUUGUGAUUAAAAAUGUGCAAAAUCUAUUAUAAGAUAAUUAACAUAAUAUUUGGUUUUUCUUACCUUAAAGUUAUUGUUAGUCGUUCUUCAGCUGAUAUACAUUGUCUCAUCACUGUAUUUUUGCGUGUCAACUCUGGUUUUACAAUGGAAAGCAAUUCACAAAACGUCGAAUAAGACAUUCUAUAACAACUUCUGAAUUUGAGAUCAUAGUUUUUUAGUAUUUUAAACGUUGUUACAUGAUGUCCACAGAGUAAUCUUUCUUUAUUAAAUGGGUGCAUCCAAUAUUGACGCUGCUUUCGUUGCCUACGCUUCGGCUGCUUACGUAAAAGCAGCACUAAAGACAACGUGACUAAUGUUGCUUCAACGGAGUCCAUCUUGCAACUGUAGCUAUCGCAGGUAUUUUUGUGCCGUUACUGAAUCGCGUUUGCAUCGCGACAGAAGCGCGAAAGUAUCGCGUUUGUAUCGCGACUGAAUCUGGGCCCGUGGGCGAGGGCACACAGCUAGCGACUGCUUCGCUACUGUAUCGAUGUGGACGCGCGACACCAUCGCGACAGCAUCGCUACAAAAAGUCGCCGUGGGCGAGGGGCCUA